Paramecium sonneborni is the source of this 676-nucleotide messenger RNA. The record is from the annotation of a GenBank genome assembly. Lineage: Eukaryota; Ciliophora; Oligohymenophorea; Peniculida; Parameciidae.
AUUAUAAUGUCUCAGAAAAAAGCAGAUUUUGAUUUCCUUGUAAAGUUACUAAUUAUUGGAGAUAGUGGAGUUGGUAAAACUUGUUUGUUAAUGAGAUAUUGUGAAAAUCUAUUUACAAACAAUCAUUUGACAACUAUUGGUACAUACAUUAAACCAUAUUAUUAGGAAUUGAUUUUAAGUUAAAGACUAUUGAAGUAGGAGGUAAGAAAGUUAAAAUAUAAAUAUGGGAUACAGCAGGUUAAGAAAGAUUUAGAACUAUUACUUAAACUUAUUACAAAGGGGCUUAGGGAAUUAUAUUAGUUUAUGGAGUAGAUGAUCGGGUUUCAUUUCAAAGGUAUUAUUAUAUUAGAAAUUGUAUUCAAGUAUUGAAAAUUGGAUGAAACAAAUUAAUACUCACGCAUAAGAAGGUGUUACCAAAUUAUUAGUUGCAAAUAAAUCUGAUUGUUCUGAUAGAGUUGUAUAAACUUAAGAAGGUUAAAGAUUAGCAGAUACAUAUUCUAUCCCUUUUUUUGAAACCUCUGCUAAAAAUGGAACCAAUAUCUAUGAAAUCUUCAAUACUAUUGCCAAAAUGGUUAUUGAUAAAUAAAACUAAGAUCCAACUGAUCGUCCAUCCAAUGUAUAAUUAUCUUAAUAACCUUCAAAUGAAACAUAAAAAAAAUAAAGUGGAUGCUGCUGA